AUGGAGAUAGAAGAUAGGCUAAGCUGCUUUAAAAUAAACAAGAUAUAUUGGAAAAUUCUGGGUAUUUAUCCAGAUACAUCAAAAAACUUGUAUUUAUCCAUAUACUCAAGAGCAUUUGUUUUCAUUUUUAUAUUGGGAUAUGACAUUCUCUACACCAUAAAUUUAUUUUUCAUUCCACGUCAAUUGGACGUAUUUAUAGAACAAAUGAUAUUAUAUUUAACAAUACUUGUGGUGUCAUCGAAAGUUCUGUGUUUCAUAUUUAUGGAGAAGAAAAUAAUGAAACUGCUGACAAUUUUGGAAAGUGAUUUAUUUAAAACAGAUAAUGAAAUGGAGCGUCAAAUAUUGCGUAAAGCGAAUAAAUUCAACGUUAAAAGUUGGAAGAUAUAUGCGAUUGUGUCGUAUAUUUCCAAUCUGACACAUGUGUCGUCACCGUUUAUCAUUCACCUUUUAUUUUCUGGUAAACUUGAACCACCGGUGUGUGGUUACGAUUUUCUUUCCGAUGACACAAAACAAAGAUUCAUUUAUCCCAUAUAUUUCUAUCAAAGUAUAGGAAUGCACUUUCACAUGCUGAACAACGUAAAUGUGGAUACGUUUAUUUUGGGAUUAAUGAUUUUUCUUAUCGCCCAAUUGGAUAUUCUGCAAAUGAAGAUGAAAAAUAUAACCGAUCAGUCGUCGUUUUUGCGCGAAGAGCCUGACGACGAAACCUCCGGAAUAGAGCCAAAAAAGUCAGUUAUUGAUACUAUAUUGAAACUUAAUAAAGCUUUAGUACAUUAUCAAGAUGUUACCGAGUAUUGUUAUCUGAUAGAAGAUGUAUUUUCAAAGGCAUUAUUUACACAGUUUAGCAUCGCCUCUGGGAUCAUUUGUGUUUGUCUGUAUCGCUUUACGUUGCCCGCUCCAUGGCAAUACUACAUAUUCCUAACUUCAUAUAUGGCCAUAAUGAUUGUACAAAUUUUGAUCCCUUGUUGGUUUGGGACGAGGAUAAUGGAUAAGAGUACUCUUGUGUCUCAAGCGAUAUACCAGUGUGAUUGGACUUCGCAAUCGGGCCGAUUCAAAAGCAGUGUGCGACUUUUUAUGGAGAGAGCGCAACGCCCUCUGACGAUAACGGGCUGGAAAAUGUUCCUAUUGUCCCUGAGUACUUUCACGUCUAUAAUGAAUUCUGCGUAUUCAUUCUUUACUUUACUAAGGCACAUACAGACCAGAGAAGAUUAA
Molecule: messenger RNA, 1209 nt
Organism: Colias croceus (clouded yellow)
Lineage: Eukaryota; Metazoa; Arthropoda; Insecta; Lepidoptera; Pieridae
Product: odorant receptor 4-like
Exons: 5
Coding region: 1-1209 (402 amino acids)
Biological process (GO): detection of chemical stimulus involved in sensory perception of smell; sensory perception of smell
Cellular component (GO): plasma membrane
Molecular function (GO): odorant binding; olfactory receptor activity
Source: RefSeq, a predicted model, not a curated record